This is a messenger RNA of Teleopsis dalmanni, 3387 nucleotides long. RefSeq names its product coiled-coil domain-containing protein 40 (gene l(2)41Ab). Lineage: Eukaryota; Metazoa; Arthropoda; Insecta; Diptera; Diopsidae. The record is from RefSeq and is a predicted model, not a curated record. Gene Ontology annotation, biological process: axoneme assembly. Bases 71 to 3382 code for a protein of 1103 amino acids. The transcript is spliced from 7 exons. Gene Ontology annotation, cellular component: cytoplasm.
UAUUUCAGAAGAAAAUUUUAUUACACCCUCAAGAAAAUAUUGAUUGUGUUAAAUAAAUUUUUGUAACAAAAUGUCGGAACACGGUUCAGAAGACGAGGAUAAGGAACUUCAAGUUUCACCCACACAAGUCGUAAUUGAUGCAAAAGAAAUCUUCCCAAGUUCUUCCCAGUCUCUUUCUACUGAGAAUCUCAGCCUCAGUUAUGUGCCAACUUUCUCAACAGAAUGCGAGGUAGAGGAAGAAAUGUCAGAAAUGACACCAGAAGAGCAUAAACCAUCGCUUACAAGUAUUAUAGCGGAAUCGGAACGUACUGGCCCAACAUGGGAUAAAAUAAAUAAAAUUUGUGAUAUUGAGGGCUACGACUUUGAUGAGGAAAACUGUGCUGAUAUACCAAGAGCAGAUAUAUGCCCAUCAAUAAUUAGCGAACAGAAAACUGAGACGGAGUCAACAAUAUCAAUGCCACCAAAAAAAUCAUACGUUAGGGAAUUAAUGGAAAAGCAGCAUAAAGAAGCUGUACAAUGGUUAGAAGAACGUAAAAAAUUGCAGGAGGAGGAGGAAGAGGGUCCUAAAAUGCAAUUUACGAAAGACGAUGCACAAAAUUUAAUGCAUAUUUAUGAUACAAUUUUUAAGGAUGAUCUCCAAGAUGCUCUAGAAUUAGAACGAAAAGCUAUUAUUGAUUGCUAUGAUAAUAUGGAAAUAAAAGUUGGUUCUCUUGAUACAGAAGAUGAUAAAUCAAGCUCCUGCGCAGGCAUUCUUAAUGAAGAGAAACCACAACCUUACACUUUAGAUAAUGAGUAUUUAGCACCAAAUCAUCCACUUAUGAAAAAGUUUCAGCAGAUGUUACGAGACCAUCUAUUAUUUGUAAAAGGUGAUAUAAAGAAGGAAAUUGAUGAACUCAAUUUAAUUCGUAAAAAAUAUGAACAGAAUAAAUUUGAUCUCGCACACAAGUUACACAAUUUACGUAAAGAAAGUAAAUCUCAAGAACCAAUUGUAAAAGCUAUCCAGGACGGUGUUGAAACUUCUUCAGUAAUUCGAACUACGAAGGAAAAAAAUAUUCAAGAAUUAGCCGCAAAACACGACGAAAAGAAGAAAGCAUUCAAUAAGUUGAAAGCUGAUUACGAUCGUCUGUCAUAUGAUUUGGAAAAUAUACAGAGAAUUAGUUUUAGCAUAAAUAAAUGGACGGAUGAAGCCGAAGGAGAAAUAAAGGCCGCGAAACGUGUUAUAUGUAAAGAUACAAAAUUACAGAAGGACAUGUGGGAAGAACAAAAGAAAGCAGAUAUCAUUUACAAUUAUAUGGAUUUAGAAUUAAAGAAGUAUAAGAAACAACUGGCUGCAGUACGCGAAGUGAUCCAAGAUGCUAAUACAUCGAUUCCCAAAUUACAAUUAUGUAAAAGCAGAGCAACUGUUGAUAUUGAGUCCUUACAAAAGGAGUAUGCUGCACUAUCAGGACGCUGGCGAGAAGUAAUCACUGCAAUUGCACAACGCGAUAAACUGUUUGAUCAACUACAAUACGAUAUUAGCGAAUCCAAAGAAGCUAGAAGGUUAGAUGUAGCAGCUAUAGAUGCAAUCAAGAAGAAAGCCCUGAAAGCAAAAGUAUUAAAUGAUAGACUUAAAGAAUUUAGAGAACAUUUGCGUUUCGAAUAUGAUGAAAUAAAUAGAGAUAUGUUGCUCGAUAUGGAAGCAAUGAAUACUUUGGAGAAAAGACUUGAAGAACUACCUUCUUUACUUAGACAAUCUGAAAGAGACUAUAGGCGCGGUAAAAAAGAACUGCAACGAUUUGAAGCAAAUAUCAAUCGUUUACAGUUUAAAAUGGAAAAACAAGACUUAAGAAAAUACAAAGCUGAUCAAGCCAUGUUACAGUCAGCUCAAGAACAACUUUUAACAGAGAAGGCUAGUACAUAUCGCUUAAAAUUACUAGACGAAAUGCAAGUGAAACGGCGUACCAUGGAGUUAAGUCUGGCAAACUCCCAAGUAAGAUUAUCCAGUUUAACUUUACAUAUGGAGAGCUUUAAGAAUGUCCUUUUGCGACUUUAUAAAGAAAAAGAAGCCAUAGCUGGAGAAUAUGAUAGAAUUAAUGGAAUUUAUGAAAUUUAUAUUGGUCAACAAAAUGUUUUAAAUCAGCAAAUUAAAGUUAAAAUGAAUCAAAUUGAAGGACUGUCACGUAAAUAUAGCCAUUUGGUGAGAAUAUCGGAAAUGGGAGACAGUCCAAUUGAAAUUAGAAUUUCGAUAGCAGAGAAAAAGAUAUCUCAGGUUGAAGACGUAUUAAAGGAUUGUCAGAAGUUUUGGUUAAUGUUACAGAACUACUUCAUGAAUAUGACAGGAAAGAGAAAUAUACAAGUGAAUGCACUAAAUAUAGCUGAGCGACAAUUUUCAAUACUGAAACAAAAAAAUAUGGGAUUAGAUGCAACUAUUACAGAAAUCUCCAGACAAGGUGCUGAACUUGAACGCGAUGUAGUAACGACUAAAGUGAGAGUACAAUAUCUCAAUAGUGCAUUUCACGAGCAACGUAAUAAGCAUAAAGACGACGAAAUAGAGUGCGAGUUUGAUCAAUUAGAAGUAAUGGAAAAUCUAAAAAAUAAGGAAAUGGAAAUGUUGCAAAUGGAAGAUGAAGUAAGUGAUUUAUUUAAAGAUGUUGAGACUUACAAAGAUCUGGUGUUAGAUUUGCACCGCGAGGCUCUAUCGUGGGAAGCGAAAUAUAAAAUAAUAGAAGAUACCAUGGCUUGGCGUAAGUCUUCGCAUGAUAGCCAAAGUGAAAUCACAGAAAUGAAGAACGAAAUUCAUCGUAUGGAGAUACGCUUCAAGCAAUUAGUACGUGCUCAACAAAAAUUAAUACAGGAUCUUGAACAUUGUGUCAUGCACCGUGAACGUAUUUAUAUUACUUCCGUAUUAACACGGCAGGCAGAAAAUAAAUGGAGACACUGUGACGAUCACAUUCAACUACGACGUAAAUUAGAAGAAAAUAAAGUAAAAGUAGACAUCCAACGUAGAAAAAUUCGGUCAUUAAAGAAAAGAGAUGAGGAAGCUUGUCCAAAUGUACAAGCAAUAAGUAACAGAAUAUCUAAAAUAAUUGAAGACAUGGCUACUGUGAGAAAUGAAAUGCGUGCCAUCGAUGUUGAAAUCGUAGAGGUAUUGAAUGUAAAAUAUCAAUAUCUGGAAUUCACCGUGCGUUCCCAAAAGCACUCUCAACGUUAUCAAAAAUUUACUAAAACUAUUAAGACCACAGCAACCUUGCCAAGGAUGCGAUCUGAAGCUAAAGUUGAUCAAGCUGCUCCACACCACGUUGAAAGAAUACGUGAUUUUUUGCAAUUUAGCACUAAUAUGAUUAAACGCUUUCCAGAGAAAAAAAUUAUGUUAUGUAAAGUGAUGCAUAUGUCUACAGAUUAGUUUAA